Messenger RNA from Ogataea parapolymorpha DL-1, 1845 nucleotides. RefSeq lists its product as uncharacterized. Gene Ontology annotation, molecular function: phosphoprotein phosphatase activity. The transcript has a single exon. Bases 1 to 1845 code for a protein of 614 amino acids. Gene Ontology annotation, biological process: dephosphorylation. The record is from RefSeq and is a predicted model, not a curated record. Lineage: Eukaryota; Fungi; Ascomycota; Pichiomycetes; Pichiales; Pichiaceae.
AUGAGCUCUGCGACCGAUUUUUUGUACGAGGAAACGUGUCGUGUGCCGGUUCUGAGCGACCCGUCGAAGACGUUAUCGCUGGUUCUGACCGUUCCGCCCGCCGUCCACGCGGACCAUUUUACGCAUGGCCUGGGACCGGCCACAAACAGGCUCGCGGUGCUGUUGCACGGGCUGGGCUCGCAUAAGAAUUUCGGGUUCAAUCCGGGGCUCGCGAGCGCGCUCAGCAGGGAGUACGGCCUGUAUACGGCACGGUUUGAUUUCCGGGGCUGUGGUGACUCGUCAAAAUGCGGAAAAGACGGACGUACGAUCGACGAGGACGUGGAGGAUCUGGACAGCGUGGUGGAGUAUUUCCAGUCGGGUGGCCACAGGGGAAUCAAGCUGGCGGUCGAGCUGAUCUGCGCGCACUCGCGUGGCGUCGUGGUGAUGUUCAAUUGGACGUUGCAGCGACAGCAGCGGGGCAAGCCGCUGGUAUACACUUUGAUCAACUGUUGCGGUCGAUUUGACGGAAAGGGCAUGCAGAAGCGGGUGGAGCGCAACCAUCCGGACUACAAGGAGAAGGGUGGAUACUACCUUUCCGGCUACGUGGAGGGGAAGUACAGAGACGUGUGGAUUCCGACCACCGAGGUGAUGAGCACGUCCGCGCAGGAUAUGAAUAAAUUAAAGGGUUUGGAUAAAAUGGUGCAGGUUCUGAAUAUUUACGGGUCGGAAGACGAGGUGAUCCCGCCAGAGGACAAGUACAUGUACCACGAGGUUUUGGGGCAGCGCAGCGAUCUGAGCAUUAUUGAACAGGCGGGCCAUAACUUCUAUGGUCUGACGGUGUGCGACAAUUUGGAAAGUACUGAGUACACGCUUGGAGACGGCACGGUGACAAUAAAUGGGACGACGUAUCCGUUGCACCGCCGCAGAAAGGUGAUCGACUACACCGGCGAGUUUAGAGAGCGCGUUUUGCAAUGGCUUUCGCCGCAGCAGAGCUGCGAACGGUUCUACCGCAACACGCUCUACAUCGACGCGCAUACGCCACGCUGGGUCGAGGUGGAGGGGAUCGCAAAUUUCCGCGAUCUCGGUGGCUGGUGCGUGGGGGCAACGAAAAGAGUGCGGCCGCGACUGAUGUUCCGAUGCGCCAAUCCGACCAAUGUGACCGCCAAAGGCCGCAAGACGCUGGAAGAGCUCAAUAUUCGUGCCAUCUUUGAUCUGCGGUCCGCAGAGGAGCGCGAGGAGUACGGCCACUUGGAAUUGGCACAUGCCACCAACUUCCACAUCCCGGCGUUCGACUCGAACCUGUCGCCGUCGCAGGCCACCAGCCACUACCUGUACCUGCUCACGUGCUGGUCGACGUAUCUGCAGGUGUACAAGGACGUUCUGGCGACGGGCACGGGUGCGUUUCGGACGAUCUUCGAGUAUUUGAGAGACAACCCGGCCUGCCCGAUCCUGUUUCAUUGCACGGCGGGCAAGGACCGCACCGGGGUGGUGGGGAUGCUGCUGCUGCUGCUGGCGGGCGUGGACCCAUGGAUCAUUGCCCGUGAGUACGAGCUGACGACGAUCGGGCUGCGGCCGGAUCACGAGCAUAUCCGGGCGAAGUUCUACACGGCAUUGGAGAAAAUGUCCGACACGCGAGUGAAACAGCAGCUGUUCGAGACAGUUGCGCGGGGGAGGGAGAAUUUCAGCGUGCACGAGGACGGGUUCAGGAACCUGAUCAGCAGCCGGUACGAGGCGCUGCGCGCGACGAUUGAGUGGGUGGACGAGAAGUACGGCGGCGUGGAGAGGUACCUGCGGGAGGAGGUGGGCAUUGAGGAUCUGGAGCUGGUGCGGGCGCAGAUCGUGGAAAACAUGGCAGUGCAAGGGUGA